Molecule: messenger RNA, 1023 nt
Organism: Zeugodacus cucurbitae (melon fly)
Lineage: Eukaryota; Metazoa; Arthropoda; Insecta; Diptera; Tephritidae
Product: putative nuclease HARBI1
Exons: 4
Coding region: 421-1023 (200 amino acids)
Source: RefSeq, a predicted model, not a curated record
AAAUCUAUUUCUUUUAACACGGAUGAAUCGGACAGUGUACAAUAUUCUUUUAAAUAUAAUUAGUCCGUUUUUAAAAAAACCAAAACAACAAGUUGGCGUCGAGGAGCGAGUGGUUAUAACAUUAAUGUACCUCGCUUAUGGAACACCUUUUGAGGUCAUAGCCUCGAUGCAUAAGUUAGGCAAAACAACAGUGCGGAAUAUCGUACUUGAAACGUGUGAAAUACUUUGGUUACAUCUGUCCCCGAUAUACCUUAGCGAGCCAAGUACCGCACAAUAUAAAGAUAUUGCUGCAGAUUUUUAAAACUGUGGAAUAUACCCAACUGUGUCGGAGCAAUUGACGGGAAGCAUAUAGCUAUUGUUCGUCCACAAAAUUCAGGCUCGUUAUUUUAUAACUAUAAAAAGUUUUAUAGUAUAGUUUUAAUGGCAUCCUGCGACGCUAGGUAUACGUUUACCUCUGCCAGCAUUGGUAGCUAUGGAGGACAAAGUGACGGAGGUGUCUUUCAGCAAUCUAAAUUUGGUAAAGCGCUCUUGGAAAACAAAUUGCCACUACCACCAAGAGCUCCAUUAUGGAAUGAAUCCUCAACAGAUUUUCCACAUUUUUUUGUGGCCGACGCAGCGUUUCCGUUGAAGGAAAACUUAAUGCGACCUUACCUCGGUGUACAGCUGCCACGAAACAAAGCAAUUUUCAAUUACCGGUUAUCGCGAGCUCGUAGAGUAAUCGAAAAUAGCUUUGGUAUUUUAACCGCUCGAUGGCGUGUUCUACGAAAGGUCAUAGACUUUAGCCCAAAGAACUGCGAAACAAUUGUGUUAACCUGCUUGGUUCUUCACAAUUUUGUAAUGUUGAAUGACCAUGAUCGUUGGUAUUGUCCAGAUACAUUUGUAGACACAGACACCGCAGACCAUGGAAUAUUGGAGGGAGAAUGGCGUGAAGAUUUAGAGAGUGUUGGAGGUGCAUUACAUUCAAUAAGUUCAACUCGACGCAAUGCAUCUUGUAUCGUAUUCCGUUACCAGAUUCCAGCAUAA